UGACGUACGCUGUAUAGCAGGAAGUGGAAUCGUUUCGCCCUUACACUGCACGUGAGUUUUUAUUUUUCUGAGAUUUUGAAGCCCAUGCUAAAUUUUGUUCCAAAAUACUUUACGUUAGGAGGUUUUCGCACAUAGUUAACUUUCUGUCAAGACGUUGCAAUUUUAUACAUUUUCAGAAAUCGACCAGACUCAAUAUUUCAGGACGUAUGUGCAACACUGAGAUUCAAAUAGUUUCCAGGAGUUUACUUUUUGAACUAGGGCAUGAAUUGAUUACUUUCACACUUGAAUUACUCUUGCUCAUCUCAUCCAUUUUGCACGCUCUCCCAAGAGUUUCUCAUUAUCGUCGAGUUAAGGUGGCUAGAGCAGUGACGUCAUCCGUCAACUUCUUUGGCCAAACCAUUUGAAAAGAUGCCAGAGGUCGAGAAGCCAUUGAAAAGAGGUGAUAAGAAGAGAGCCCAGGAAGCAGACCAUGCAGGAGAACGCAAGAGGAAAAAACUUCAAGAUGAGUCAAAGACAGAAGGAGAUGGCGGAAAAAAGCGACUGGAUAGUGCCACCGUUGGCUAUUACCGGCGUGUUGGAGAAAAACUGCAAGAAGACUUUGAACAUGCUGAGGACAGAGAUGUGUUUUUAAAAAAUGUUCUGAGCGAAGUCAAAGGUGAAGCGAGCGUGGUGGCAAUGAAUAGCACCGGGAGCAUCACGCUGCAGCGCCUGUUUGAGCAGUCGAGCCCUGAUCAGGUGGCAGAAGUAAUGGCUGAACUGGCUGGAGAAUUCAAAGGCGUCUGUUGUGACCGUUGUGGCGGCCAUGUUGUGGAGAGUGCACUCAGAAAGGUGGCCUCCUCGGCAGCAAAAGAAGAAGAAGAGGAGAGUGAGGAUGCUCUGGUGGUCCAAGUGUUAUCCUUAAGUCAGGUGGUGAGAGACAACAGCGCAGAGUUCCUCCAACAUGUCUACGGUUCUCACGUCGUCCGCACACUUUUGCAUGUGCUGGCGGGCUGCCUGGGACCUCCCCGCAUCCCGUCACGUCCAGCCGCAAAAGACCGCCAUGUUUCUCCUCAGUUGGUUGACUUUGAGAUUCCUACAUCUUUUUGGUAUGAGCUGAAAAGCCUCACAGAGGCUUUGAUGGUCAACGUUAAACUAAGCAUCACAAACUUGCAGUCCAGUGCGGUAUUCCAGACCAUGCUGACUGUAUGUCACAGGAAACGGCCCAAACUUUGUAAGCGGCUAAUCAAGGACAUCAUGGAAUACUUGAAAAGUUGCCCCGCUGCUCCAGGAGUUAGUCCGCUCCUGGUAUUCCUGAAGGACCAGACUUCCAGUCGCCUUGUUGAUACCGUUAUUCAGCUGUCCUCCAAAUCUCCUCUGCAAGACCUUUACAAGAAUGAGCUCAAGGGUCAGCUGGUUGAACUUGCACUCCAUCCAAUCGCCAACUUCCCUGUACAGAGACUGACUGCAGCGUCAGCCAAAUUGAAACUGUUUCCCAAGUUAUUCGACGAGUUAGUCCAAGGCGUGGAGGCCAUCUUGGCUGCAGGUCACAUGGGUGUGAUUGUGCAGCUGGCAGAAAGCUGUGCAGAAGCCGAAGAGCGCCAAGCAGAAUUGAUGCAGUGUUUACUCACGGCAUUCCACUGCGCAGAACCUGGCAGCCGCCACGUCCACUGCCUGCCUCUCUUUAUGUCCCUGCUCACCUACGAUGUGUACUACCACUCUGACACAGCAGAGGGCGGUGUACAAACAGAGGUCCCUCUGUCAUCCAUCUGCUAUCACGGCUCCCUGCUGGUGCAGGCCCUCGCCAAGUUCCAGGAACGCUCCAUCCUCUUCGACAGUCUGCGCACGCUAACCCCAGCGGACCUCUUGACACUGGCGUCCAACUCCUUUGGCGGCCACGUCCUCCAGGCGCUCAUCACCACAUGCAGCGACAAGGCAAGAGGCAAGAUCCUCAAGAGGCUGGAGGGUCAUUUUGGUCAAAUGGCAUGCUCCAAGGUGGGUAGUCGAGUACUGGAGGCCAUAUGGAGCAGCGCGUCUGUCAGUCAUAGGCAAAAGAUUGCAGAAGAGCUUGUGUCAAAUGAACACCAGCUGAGGUCAGAUCAGUUUGCUCGCCAUGUGUGGGCCAAAUUUGCUCUUUCCCACUUUGGCAACAGAAUGAAAAACUGGAUGGAGAUUCAAACCGGUCAGUUAAACAAGCGCGCACUGUUCAGUGAUAUUCUUGACUGAAAAGGCUUUUAGCAUUGUUUUGCCCUUCAAACAUUUGAAAAUAAAAUCACUUCAAUAAGGUUCA
This is a messenger RNA of Syngnathus typhle (broad-nosed pipefish), 2266 nucleotides long. RefSeq names its product nucleolar protein 9. Lineage: Eukaryota; Metazoa; Chordata; Actinopteri; Syngnathiformes; Syngnathidae. Gene Ontology annotation, molecular function: RNA binding. Bases 409 to 2202 code for a protein of 597 amino acids. Gene Ontology annotation, biological process: ribosomal small subunit export from nucleus; endonucleolytic cleavage in ITS1 to separate SSU-rRNA from 5.8S rRNA and LSU-rRNA from tricistronic rRNA transcript (SSU-rRNA, 5.8S rRNA, LSU-rRNA); endonucleolytic cleavage in 5'-ETS of tricistronic rRNA transcript (SSU-rRNA, 5.8S rRNA, LSU-rRNA). Gene Ontology annotation, cellular component: preribosome, small subunit precursor; 90S preribosome; nucleolus. The transcript has 12 exons. The record is from RefSeq and is a predicted model, not a curated record.